AUGGAAAGCUCUGGUAGUGGACAGGCAAAUGAGAAGAAGAGUUACUCGAAGAAGGCAGCGCGUGAACGCAGGGAGACAAUUCCAGAGAGACGGCUGCGCGUUAUGGGAACAACAUCGCUGAGGUUUUCCCAGCCUUCAAAACAGGGUAGGCGGCCAUCACGAGCAACACGUGGUGCUGCUGCGUCUACGGCCGACCAGAGCCCGGAUCAAGGCCCAGCUACAGAGGCCGAGCCUAACAAAAGGAGGCGUCAAGUCCUUCAAGCCCAGCGUGCACAUCGACAAAGGACCUUAGAUUAUAUUGAUGAACUUGAAGCUGAGAUAUUUCGGCUAAGGACUUCAGCCACGGCAACAUCCAGCGAUGUAGCACAGUUUCACAACGACCAACCGCCACAAACCGCCUUCAAAAUAAUAAACAAUGUCAACGUUAAUGUUCUUAUCCAGAGCUUCAACGGUCAGAUUGCCCCAGGAAUAUUCACCAGCAUCUACCCCGGAGCUACAGAUCCUUGCAUCAUGGACGGCGUUUUAGGAAGUGAUGUUUUCUUCUCGGAGAAUAUUGCUCCAACGCUUGUUGCCGUGGAUGGAGCCUCGAAUGGCUUUAGAACCCUUUUACUGCCACUCGCCUGCGCUGACGACCUUGUUCGAUCUGCAACAUUAGCAGCUUCAGCAAAUCAGCUGCGAUUUCAGCGGCCCAAACUGGCGCCUAUGGCAUCAAAAUAUCAGUCGGCAGCAAUUGAGAAGCUUUCUGUUUUUUCUAGAUUCGAAAACGCGAGUGGUUCGACACGCAGCGCGAUUUUGGCGGCCAUAAUCCUGCUUAUAAUCACCGACAUGAUGAAUGGGGGUCAUCAAUUUCAUCUCCUCCUGAAUAUGGCCAAAUCCUGGGUAGAGGCAAUGAAGCACGAUGAUGUACCCACGGGAAGUUCCCGGUCGGGGUUGGAACAAUUUCUGCUCAACCAACUUGACGUAGUACAAUUGUAUGCCGAACCUUUACUCAAGGAACAAUACACAAUACUGGCACAGUAUGAGCCUGAUGAUCGCACCUUCAAGGACAGGAUCAUCUGCAUCUUCAAGUCGAUAGAGGAAGCUAUUAAACAGGCAUGCAAUAUUUAUUCCUAUCAUGUCAUGCAUGAUAGCCCUCCACCGGACAUUGAAGAUAUUCUAGAUAACCUGAAAAUAUCUGCGGAGGAGAUACCCGCUUAUGCUCCUGGCGAGAAUGCGCUGGCCUGGGUGUAUUUCAUCGCAGCUGCAGAGAGCAGUAUCCCUGCCAAACGGACAUUUUUUGCCAAGAGACUCAUGGGCAUUUUCGAGCGAGGGAAUUUUAAUAACACAACUACUGCAUUUGUUAUGCUUCAUCAAAUUUGGAAUUGUCAAGAAGCGGGCGACAACUGGACUAAAACACUGAAAGAUACACCUUCUGUACUUGUUUUGAAAUGA
Trichoderma gamsii is the source of this 1431-nucleotide messenger RNA. RefSeq lists its product as hypothetical. Lineage: Eukaryota; Fungi; Ascomycota; Sordariomycetes; Hypocreales; Hypocreaceae. Gene Ontology annotation, cellular component: nucleus. The record is from RefSeq and is a predicted model, not a curated record. Gene Ontology annotation, biological process: positive regulation of transcription by RNA polymerase II. Gene Ontology annotation, molecular function: transcription cis-regulatory region binding; DNA-binding transcription factor activity. The coding region runs from base 1 to 1431 and encodes 476 amino acids. The transcript has 4 exons.